UCUUAAUGUCAUCGAAUAUUAUUGGAUCCAAUACGUAUAAUAAUAAGAUUGCUAUUAUUUCCCCAUUCAAUUCCGUCAGAUGUGCAAUGAGAGUCCUCCUUGAAUAUGUAGUUCAGUGCUGUGUAUUGUAAGUUGGCGGCCCUACAUACUAAGCUUCAAACGGGAUGCUGUCAUGGCAGAUAACAGCGAAUUAUUAUUUUUUGACACAUUUUCUCAUGAAAGUUCUGAGGAAAUCAAUUUAGAUCUGGUGCAGUUCCCAAAACCUGUGUUCAUCAGUGAAGUAAGGAUUAUACCACUCGGAGCACGUGUACAAGCAGAUUUCCCAGGUGGUGUAAGAUUGGGUGCAACAAACCCCUCGCAGUUUGAAAUAGAGUUCUUCGUGAAUGACCUGAGUAAACCGGGAGCUUCAACGUUUGAGAGCCUUGGUGACUUAGAAUACAAGCAAAAUGUAAACAUUCAGUUAGAAUGUGACAGAAGGAUUCCAACAGAUGGUCUGGUGUUACGAGGCUGGUACACAACCAUCACAUUGGCCGUAUAUGGAGUUCUCACAAAGUCAGUUCAGGAACCAGUGGUUCCUCCAGCCCCUACUGUUAUGGGCCCAUUGCCUGUUCCCCCGUCAGUUCCCUGUCCCGAUCCUAGAGUUCCUUCAGAAACUAUAACUGCCAGCAGUGCAACAGCAGAGUGGGUUCAACAGCAUGCCCAGGUGUCAGACAUUGCACCACCUGUCGACAGAGGGUACAUGGUGGAGACAAGUAUUCCUCCACCAGAUCCAUACACCAACAGUUAUUCAACUGAGCAGUACCAUCCAGCACCAGACUAUCCCCCACACCCGUAUAGAGAAGAGUGGCCACAGCAGCCUCGUGCACCUCUUCAUCAGCCAGAACAGUACGAACCUCCCAAAGACCCCAGACCACUACCACCAUACGAUGGGGAGCCAUUACCGUGGGAUAGUGGUGGUGUAGAUGAAAAGUUACCUUGGGAGAGGGACCGGGGGAAGGAAAGAGAGAGAGAUCGCGAUCGCGAUCGUGACAGGGACAGAGAACGGGAAAGGGAUAGAGAGAGAGACAGGGAUAGAGAUAGAGACCGGGAUAGAGAUAGAGACCGGGAUAGAGAAAGAGAACGGGAGCGUGAAAGGGACCGUGAUCGUGAAAGAGAGAGAGAGCGUGAAAGAGAGAGGGAUCGAGACAGGGACAGGCAUCGGGAUAGAGAUAGGGACAGGGACAGAGAUAGGGACAGAGACAGGAGUAGAGACAGAAGUAGGGACAGAAGUAGAGACAGGGAUAGAGACAGAGACAGGGACAGGGAUAGGGACAGAGAUAGGGACAGGGACAGAGACAGAGACAGGGACUUCAGGGAUCGGGAACCCGAUUGGGACGAUAGAAACCGAAUAAGGGACGACAGGGAACGCAGUACGAGUAGUGCUCGGGAGUACAGAGAGGUUUCGAGAGAACGAGAUCGAGACAGGGACAGGGACAGGGACAGGGACCGCGACAGGGAUCGGGACAGAGAUCGGGACCGUGACCGUGACCGUGAUCGUGACUGGGCAGGAGCAGCACCCAGCUGGGGUCGCCGUGAACGCCCGGCUCUCACUACAGAGCAAGCACCUGCACCGUGGGUUAGUGGUUCGAAUGUUGUCACCGAGCCACAGCCAGAAUUGCAUCACCCGUACUUGACGCCAGUUCCACCCCAUCAUCCCCAUACAGAGCCCAGACAGCAAAGGCGGCUGCCGCAGCAGCCGUGGGACGCUUCCCCGGCGGUCGUACAGCCCGAACCCUUACCCGUGCCCGCCGCUGUGCCGGACACUAGGAAGAGGCCACGUUCGCCCCCUCCACAGGCCCCCGCCAUUGCUGCUGUCGCCUUACGCUCUCCCAAGAGGCCACGUAGUCCCCCUGCACCACUGCAGCCACUUCAGCAAGUGCAACUGCAACUACAGCCACAGCCGUUGCCACAGCAACCACAGUUGCAGCUCCAGCAGCAACCACAACCGAUACCGACUCAGCCUCAACCUCAGCCUCAGCAGCAGCCACCGCCACAGCAGCCUCCGCCACAGCAGCCGCCGCUGACACAGCAGCAGCAGCAGCUGCAGCUGCAGCAACAACAGUUGCCGAGUGCUGACGAUAGGACUCCGCCAUCUGUGACACAGCAAAGGUGGCUGCCCCUAUCACCCAGCAGAAAUGAGGUCAUCAGCGAAGUGAAGAAAGAAGUGAGUUCACCGACCCUGUCUUCUGGAGCUCAGCAGAAGUUUGACUCUCUUUCUCCUGGCGAUGUGGAGUCCAUAUCGGAAGGGGAGAUACCAGAAACAGAAGCAGAUAUGGAAGCCGAGUCAUCUGCAGUUACUGUCAAGGUGGAACCGCCGGAGAACGAGAACGGAACUGGACCUGUCGUGGAACUCGGCAGCUCGGCCGUGCCCGGCGAAGCGUCUUGUGAUGUUUUACCAGAAGUGGAUGCUUCAGUGAAACAGGGCUCGGAGACACCUCCAUCGGCAGUAACAUCCGUGGUGAACUUGAAAGUUCGACCUGUAACUCCACCUAUGCAGAACCCUGUUCCAGUUCUCAUACCUGUGAUUCCAGCUCCUGCAGCUGCUUCACCUGUGAAGGUUACGGUGCUUCCUGCAACGGGGAGCCCAACAUCUCACCCUACUCCUCCUCCUCCAGUUACCGUUACCCCACCUGCUGCCGCCGCUGUCCCUACAGGUGCUGACAGUGGUUCUGCCACUGCCUCAACUGCCAUGGUUAACCCCAUCAGUGUAAUUGCUCCAGCUUCCAGCCUGCCUGCUGCUGCAUCUGGUGGAAGAACAGAAACACCCACAGGUUCACCUUUUCCUGCUGAUGAACCCCAUGUUGAUGUGGAACCAUUUGAGCCCAUUCUUAGUGAUGAAGAGAUUGUCGAUGAAACGGAUCCACAGUUUCCAGAUAUGGAAUAUGAAUUCAAUGAUUACUGUGAUGAUGGCUCUAAAACUUUCAACCCGUUUGCAUGUGAACUUCAACCGUUAACGUAUCUCACAGAUCCAAGCCUGUCACCUUGUGAGGUGGAAUAUCACCGACGAGGCACUAGUAAGGAUUCGGCAGGUCUUGGCAGUAAGCUGAGAGAUCUGGUACUUAUUCAGGGUAAGGCAUGUGCAUCUAAACUGGAAACGGCACCGGGGGAGGAGUGGGUACAUCUGGCAGAGCAAGUGGCACCUAUUCUUACAGCAUCACUUCCUCAUCUACUGCCAGGAGCCAUUCAAGAUGUCAUUAAUGUACUUCUCAGCUGGGUACGUGUUGGACUGGAUUUCAAUCUUGCACUAAGCCAACCACAACCGGGAUACAAAGUGCGUCAUAUAAAGGCAGCUGUAAGACUUGUCGAAGCAAUGUGUCAUUGUGGGGAUACUGUUGUCACACGGCUUGUAAAUGAAGAAAACAUACAGUCCCGGCUCCUAGAUUUAUAUCACAAGGACCACAUGGCACUUUCCAUCAAAUUAAUGAUCCUCCGUGCAUUAGAUGCAAGUCUGUGUUGUCAACAGUCUGUUGAAUGCUUCCUAGGAGAAGGAGUGAAGAAAUUCAAGUACAAAGAAUUUCAAAAUAAUUUUAAAUUUAAAGAAGAGGAUGGAAAGAACUGUUACAAAAAUAGCUAUCGGACUCUCAUUAGAAUGUUGCAGGGAAACAGGUUAGCGAGAGUGAAAUUUGCAAUUAGUAGUCUUGUUAGAAAAUUACAUGUAUAUGAAAUACUCGAAAAACUGCAUGACAGUGUUAGACUGAUUUUGGAGACAAGUCGUACAAACAGUGCAAAUGUGAGUCACAGUAAUGAAACAAGUGAUGUGAAAUCCAAAGAUGAAGCAACUGUUGCAAAUGGUUGUAGUCCAGCAGAAGUUUCUGUGACUGAAGUGUCAGAACAGGAGUUGGACAUUGUUGUCAGCUGCUUGGAAGAGAUACUUCACAUUUAUCGUGAUGCUCCUCUUACUAUUUCUCAGCCAAAACGCUUUAUGCCAGUAUGUUCACAAUUUGAGAUAUCAGCUUGCCCUUAUGACCCAUAUCCGGCACUUUAUGCUUUUUUCCGCUGUCAUCACUUUCUGGAGACACUGCUUGUGCUUUUGUCAUGUCCAGUAACAGCAGGUUACUCACCUAUUAAUGGUUGUGUGCAAGAGAUACUGGCGGCAUUGCUGGAAACUCUUGAAGGCAUGCAAUUUCUAUCAGCUAAUCCAGAAGUUACAGUGGCAUUACUCAGAAUACUUUUAGUACAGCCAUCUGCUAUCUCUCCAGGUGCACCUGAAGACAGUUUAGAUGAAACUACUACAUUAGCAGCCCCUGCACAGCAGUUAGGGCUAUUUAUGGCAUACUGUUUGCAAGCUUUGCAGUAUAUUGAUUCUCUGUUUGAUGCAGCAGCUAGUUGUAAUGGUCAACCAGACCCAGAUCAGACUGAUGUCUUGGAAAAUCUCCACGGACUCUUCAGUUUGACAUUUUCCGCAUGCGGAAGACAUUCAGUAGUACACGUACUGUCCAGAGGAAAUGCCAUAACACCUUUAUUACAGUUUUUUGCCCAGAGUUUUGACCAGAUUCAGAAUCAACCUAUGCUGGGGCAACAGAUGUAUCCAAUAAACAAUGCAAAACUGAAGACAUCACCUGGUAGAUGCUAUGCUGCAGAUCUUAUAGUUCUGGUUGUGAGAUGUUCAGAUUAUGUUCCAUUCUUACAGAAAUUUGGUAAAGACACUUUCGAAAUUGCGUUAAAGGAGGAGCAUAACCCAUCAUCGAGACUGUUUGAAAUUAUUCCUUGGUUAAAGCCCAUCAAAAUUCCAUCAUUGUUUGUGUAUGAUGACAUCACUGCUCUCAGUGAAAUUGUUAAACAAAAUAUUGAUAGUGUAACAAUGUUGCCAGGAGAACUGAUAACAGCCUUGAGAAUACUAAAAUUCCUGGGGAUACCUCCAAGGGAGAAAGACAUGUCCUCUAUGCGUGGAGCUGUUGACUGUGAAGACUACGUUGAACUGAAAUAUAAAUAUGUCAUUCUUCAGCUCUUUUCCCUUGAUGGUGUCUCCAAUAUGGUAACUAUUUUGCAAAAAUUAUGUGAGUUCUACGAGCAACCUUCUUUACACGCAAUAAAUUUUAUUGGCCAGCAAGGUGUAACCUUGGUCUCAUUAGUACUGCCAACUGUCCAGUUACUGCGACGAAUGCUUACAUACGUCAUCCAUUGUCGAAAUACUGAUUUCAAGGAUCUAACAGCAGUGUCAGUGCUGCUCCAGACAUAUGCUUUGAUGCAUGCAUAUCCAGCGUCUGCUCUUGGUUUCAUGGAUUCACAGCGUGUUUGCAGAGAAAUAAUUGAAACAUUACUGGCUUACACACAGCCUGUUUCUUCAGACCCACACUCAGAAACUGAGGCUCUCAACAAAAGUCUUUGGACUAUGAUGCUAACUGAAGUUGUGAAGUAUGUGAUGACAAGUCCAUAUACGUUUAUUCCUGGUUUGCUGAUUCUGUCUGAAUUGCUCCCGCUGCCUCUGCCAAUUCAAACAAGGUCACCCUUGUUAGAGGAUGAGGUGAUAAGAGCAGUAAAUGGUCGAAAAUUGUGGAGUGCUCAUCUACAUCCUUUAGGCAGCAACCUACAUGAAUUGAUUGCAACUAUAAGUGGCAGCAGCUUUCAGCCUCUUCUGCAACUACUUAGAAGAGUGUGUGUACAGCUGGCAGAUUUGGCGGCUCCUUCAGCUCUUGUUGUAAGUCGUGCUAUUCUGGACACAGUGUUAGCAGAACUGCAGUCCACACAGCAGGUGCCACCAUCGUCAGCCGUAACCACGUCCACCACAGUGUCGGCCACUGCUACUGCUACCAUUGCCACCACUACAAUGACAACACCUGCUCCUGUGACAGCUACUACUACCACUACUGCUAAUACCAUUGUUUCAUCUGCUUCCUCUACUGCAGUUGUUCAAGGUGGAGCCACUUCGGUGACCUCUGCAGUGACUUCAACGGAGUUACCAUGUUCUGGCCAUGCAGCAAGAUUGUUGAACUUCUUGGCAUGCCUCAUGACCCAUGCCUCAGUUAAGGCUGCCAUUCUACAUUUAAUGGUUUCUGGAGGGCGGUAUGCAGCACUUCUGCCGCAGCUCUGUGCAGUCUUAUGCUACCCGUCUGACUCGGCUACUCAUAUACAGGCACAGGAAUGCGUUGUCUCUGUACUGCAAUCUCUGUGUGAUACAGAGAUUGCACUGGCUCCAAUUCCAGGACAGGGGCAUUCCACAGCUACUGUUACACAUGAAACAUAUCUUGCCAAUGUACUACCUCCCCGUGAGCUGCUGUCUGCUGUGUGUUUGGCACUGUUAGAACAUGUGGCUAAUGUGGAACACAGUUUUGCUACAAUGCUUCCAGCUGUUCGGACCUUCCUCAUGCUCACAGAACACGACUAUGGUUUUGCUCUUCUAAAGAGCUGUAUGGAGAAAAAGACAGAUGUAUUGAGAAACCUGUUCCACAAAUUCUGUACUGGCUUCAGCAAAGAUAGCUCAGACUGUUUAUCAACUCUGUCUACUAGUUUGGAAUUUCUAAGAAUAUGUAUUUCUUUGGAUGAAGAAGAGCCAGGUCUUGGUUUGCCACCAAGAAGCUUUGUUAUGACAGUACCAGAACUGGCAAGAGUUCUAGGGUGGAAAAAGAUAACUAAAGAUGAAGCAGAGAAGCAAUGUGCUUCCGACAAUGUUGAGAAGAGUGUGGGUGCUGAAUUGCCGGUAGAUGCUACAGAGAAAUUGCUGAACACCCUGGACAUGAAAAAGCAUCCUCUAUAUUGCCUUGAGAAACUACUUCGGGACUGCAGCACAGAAGAGGAUGCACUUGAAAGCCUACAUGAAAAUGUUUCUAGCCUCAUCCAUUUAUUAGAAGAUGAAGGAAGUAAACCAGUUGAAAACAAAGAUUUUACAGAACCACUCAUUCCAGCUCCAGAAUCAUUGCUGUCUCAGUUUGCUGUUCGAUCCGUUUAUGUUGUUGGGGAAGUAGAUGAUGAAAGGCUGAAUUCUACUUACUGGCUUGCACCACCACCUGUGGAUGAUGCUGAUCAAGACAUGGAACAGGUUACCUGUGAUCUUAUGGAAAUUACAAGGCAGUAUCUACCAGACUUUCAUUUGCCUAUGGAGACAGAGCGUUUGUAUCGCAUAAAAGAUCUGGCCGCAGAUGAUGAAGCUGAACAAAUGAAGAAGAGGGGUGAAGAGAUGAACAAAUAUUUAUCCCCAGAAAACAAAAACAAACGACCAUUCAUUGCACCCAUGCGUGGUCGUGGGUUUGGGAGGUCUGUAGCCCCACAGAGAGGUGACUUGUUUCGUUCAAGACCUCCAAAUACUUCCAGGCCACCUUCCCUUCAUGUUGACGAUUUUGUAGCCCUCGAAAUCUCAGGGCAGCAGCCCACUGGUCCUACAGGCUAUAAUAAAAUAUCUAUGCGUACAAAGGACAUGAUUUCAACAAGACCAAGGGGCCGGGGAAGAGCAUUCGCUUCAGACAGAGGACGCUUUUUCGGUUCAGCUGCUCAAUAUAAUCGUAGGGAAAAUGGACGUGGUGCAUCAAGGAAUGUUAAUCAAAUGCCACCAAGACUUGGGAACAAUCGAGACGCUGUUUCACCUGUUUGGCCACAACUUGGAAAUGAGGUGACAAAUGCAAACAAUCAACAAGUCCAGACAACUAGAACGUUUCGUAGUCCUGAGCUGCGAGAUGUGCGCAUGUUACCUCGUUCUGAAGAGAAGUUCUCUGGUGUGACGGGUGUUGGUGGAAACAGAUUUGGCGGUGGUAGUGGCAGUGGUAGAGGUGGUGGAGGGGGAGGUCGAGGUGGUCGCUCUGGGAACUGGACCGUCAAAGACAAUAGUAGAGAACGGUUUGGAGGUCAGACUGUUAGAGGAGGCGGCCGUAGAGAUCUUGGGAGACAUGCACGAUCGUUUACGAGGUGAAGUACUGUUGUAUGUUUUGUAUGUAUAUUAGUAUUAUUCAAGAAGUAUCGUGAAUUUAUCAGGUGUGAUGCUGAUGUGAGAGGCCACAUAUACAUUUUCCAACAGUAAGGGUGGAUUAUUUUGGUGAGAAUUAAUCUGGCUUUGUGUGUAAGUGCUUGGAGGAUUUUAUGUUGAUAAAGUUCAACUUGCACCAAACUGUGUGAAGCAGGACUGUCUGUCGUAUAUAUAUUUAAAUAGUCAGUGUGUUUUUGAUGCAUGAAAGAUUUUGAGAUUUGUCAUGAAUGAUCUACUGUGAAUAGAAAUGUUAAUUUAUUUAAUGAUUGCAUAAAUAUCCAUAAAUAAGAGUGUAAGUAAUUUUUCAUUCAUUCCAUGUUAAUGUCAAUUUACAAAUACUGUGGUGUUUAGAAAUAAAUGAUAACACAUCUGUGUAAUUAAUGUAAUAUGGUGUGCUUUCCUAAAAAUAUUGAAGGCUUUCGUUGUUUCAAUAUGAUUGAAAACAGUAUAUUCAAUAUACAAGAUAGCCUCAUUUUUUUUUAAUACGAAAAGUUAUUUUUGUUGACCUUUUUGAGUAAAAUAUUUUCUUACUAGUCUCACUGCAUAUGUGCAAAGUAUAUCUUCCCUUCUACUUUCUAUAGGUGAUCCGCAUUGAUCCUUUGUGAUUUUUGUUCUGUUGAUCAAAUUUUGUACCAAUGAUUUAAAUCUUAACUACAUUGUACAACAUUCAGUCCACAGAAAGACGAUGCAUAAUUUCUGCAUUUCAGUGUUUUCAAUCAAUAAGUGUCAUUUUGUAAUGAAAGUAGUUAUAAUUAAAUGUGCAAUCUUAACUGCAGAUAACAGCUGUUAUGAAUAUUAAUGUUAAAACCAGUAUGAAAUGAAAUAAUCACUGAAUUUAUGACACAGGUAUUUUUUAAAAUUGUUGAGUUCAUAAGGAAGAAAGUAUUGUACUUUGUGUAAUACUUGUCGGACCAGAUGCAUCGUGUUGCACCAGUUGAAUUACAGAUGAAAUAAAGCUGUAUUUUCAAACAGUGUUGUGUUAAAGAAUUUUGUUAUUAAAAAGACUAUAU
Schistocerca cancellata (South American locust) is the source of this 8943-nucleotide messenger RNA. It is a transcript of the gene vir, whose product is annotated as protein virilizer homolog. The transcript has 20 exons. Lineage: Eukaryota; Metazoa; Arthropoda; Insecta; Orthoptera; Acrididae. The coding region runs from base 173 to 7879 and encodes 2568 amino acids. Gene Ontology annotation, cellular component: RNA N6-methyladenosine methyltransferase complex. Gene Ontology annotation, molecular function: RNA binding. The record is from RefSeq and is a predicted model, not a curated record.